AUGGCACAAGAAGAUAGGCCCCUGUUUUGGAAUCGGGUGAAUGAGGUGGAGGAGAGAUGGAUUGAGUCCGUGGACGACAACGUCUUGGCGAGUGCGUACCUUCUCAAACUACCGGAAGGCACACAAGUCGUUGGCGCCUUUCCUCAUGGCGCCAGCUACUGGACAAGGACGGCUGAGAUUGAGACGCAACAGGUUGACGGUUCAUCCAUGUCUUUCUUCGUCGCAAAAGGAGACGUCGGUCUAGCCAUGGUAUCUGGAGAAUAUGUGUCCAUGUCUGAACUUCACAAGACGAUUCCAGACGCAACGCCGGCUCCUAUUGGCUGGGGAACCAGCAUCAUAUCGGCGUCUCUUCUAACGGCAGGAUCUUUAGAUAUACAGGCAUUUACCGCAAAGGUUGCAGAGUUGCACACCAAAGGCGUUUCUCCAAAUGGCAAAUAUGGGUUCGCAGUUCCCACUUUUAUGGGCCAGAUGCCUCAAUAUAUUACGUGGACUGAUUCGUGGGAGGAAUUCUUUACGAUUACCGUGCAGCGCUUGAUGUCCAAUAUAGAAGAAAGCCAAGGAAAGGACCCAGAACUCAGUGGCUUAAUGGCUCAAGUCGUUGCUAAAGUAAUCCCACGAUUACUCCGUCCAUUGGAGACUGGCGGCAGAGAAAUAAAGCCACGCCUAGUACAUGGUGAUCUGUAUUCCGGCAACGUAUCCGUGGACAUUGCUUCCACUUCGCCAAUUCUUUACGAUGCUACUUGCCUGUACGCCCAUAAUGAGUGUGAGUCGACUUCGCUAGAUCAUUUGUAUCAGUACUGA
Molecule: messenger RNA, 801 nt
Organism: Bacidia gigantensis
Lineage: Eukaryota; Fungi; Ascomycota; Lecanoromycetes; Lecanorales; Ramalinaceae
Exons: 4
Coding region: 1-801 (266 amino acids)
Source: RefSeq, a predicted model, not a curated record